AUCUAAUUUUCAUAUCAUGGCGGCCAAAUGUUUUCAUCGACAACCAAAGAAGUCCAAAGUUGACCAAACGUUUGUGCAUUGAAAAAUAUACGUCUAGAUGCUUUCAACGUAAAUCUAGAUUUAUACAGCAAUAUAAUGACAGAGAACAGUGACAAGUGGCUGGAUGCCUACCAUGACCCAGUGGCCUCUUUGUACACAUUCACUCAGUGUCUGACUUUGUCUGACAUUCAAGCUGAUGGAGACUGGAAGCUCAUUGUGGCUGAUCUAGGCACUGGAACUUAUGACAUGAAGCUUAAAGUUUAUAAAAAUACCACAUUGUUGAGUGAACACACCAUUAUUGAUUUACCUACUGGUGUAGUUACAUUCUAUAUGGACACUCUGACACCUAGAACACCUGCAAUUGCGGUUGCCUCAGGACCUUACAUUUAUGUGUAUAAAAACUUGCGUCCAUAUUUCAAGUUUACAUUGCCACCACUGGACAUACAUCCAGUUGAAGAAGACUUGUGGAACCAAGCUAAAACUGAUCAAGUGAACAUACUCAAUAUGCGAGAUACUUUAGAGGCAAUGAGACAAGAAGGAGCAUCAUUAACUGUCAGAUCUAUUAAACUACUUCAGAUGGAAACUAAUAACUUACAGAACUUUGUAAAUCUUCACAAAAACACACCCUUGAAAAAGCAGACUGUGAUAACCUGUUUGAGCACUAUGAAGAAGUCAGUUCCUGAUGAUGAUGCAAUCAGUUGUCUUGUGCUGGGAACUGAGAACAAAUCAAUCUAUAUUUUGGAUCCAGAGGCUUUCACUGUCCUUGCAACCGUAAAUCUGCCAAAUGUUCCUGUAUUUAUAAGUGUAAAUGGACUUUUUGAUGUGGAUUACAGAAUUGUUGUUUCUUGUAGAAAUGGUUGUAUAUACACACUCAAAAGGGGCAGUACAGAUGUGACCAGGAAUAUGAUAGAGUUAAACUCACAGCCUGUUGGUAUGGAGAGAGUCAAUAAAAAUAUCUAUGUGGGAUGUAUGGAUGAAACAUUGCACUGCUUCACAUCAAAGGGUAAAAAGCUGUGGACAGUGCGACUACCUGCCAGCAUCACUGCCAUGGAAGCCAUAGACUAUAAGCCAAAAAGUUUCACUGCUGUGAUUGUUGCACUGAGUAACCAGGAGGUACACAUCUACAAAGAGAAGUAUUUAGUGGAUGUUCUGAAGAUGGAUGAUGUGGUCACUGGCAUGAGGUUUGGAAGAUUUGGAAGAGAAGAUGGAACACUGGUCAUGUCAACAAAGCGAGGAGGUCUGUUUGUGAAAAUUUUGAAGAGAACAGCCAAAUUUGAGGAAAAAGACAAGCUAGCAGGCCCUCCAGCUGCUCAAAAUACUAAGUUGAAUCUUCCCAAGAAGACCAAACUGUUUGUUGAUCAAACUCAGAGGGAGAGAGAACAGUGUGUUGCGAUGCAUAGAACUUUUCAACGUGAUCUAGCUCAGCUUCGACUCAAAGUCCUAAGAGAGUAUGUCAAAGCCCUAGAUAGCAGCAUGAAUCCAAUUUCUUCAGACCCAAUGGAACCACUGAAACUCAGUGCACAUGUUCAGGGAAUUGGUCCAACAUUCAAGUUUUCUGUAAAACUUCAAAAUACUUCUUUAACUCAAUCCUCCUCAAACUUGCUAAUUACAUUUGACUAUGAUGAACAUUUGUAUGACUUUCGCAAGAAGUUGAUACAGGUGCCUAUCCUUGUUCCAGGAUUGACUUAUAGUUUUGACACAUUUAUUGACUGUAAAACAGACAAGGGUUUAAGUGACAAUGUCAAGGUAUAUGUACUAAAGCCUGGGAAGUCUAUUCCUCUCAUCACUGGAGUGGUCAGCAUGCCAGUUAGUGAGAGUAUUGUUCUGGUCUAGUCACCAUCUGUACAUCAGUUAUGAUGACAUGUAGCUGUGGAAAGUGGAAUACUAGUGACAUUCUACAACACAUAAGCUGUCAUAGUGAAAUUUUUUAAGCUGAAUCUCUCAAGUCAUUUCUUGUAAAAAAAUUUUUUAUACAAUUUCUAUGACUUUCUUGCUAAUAACGUUUCAUAACAUUGUACAAAAACACCAGAAAUUUAUUCUUUAGAAUUCUUAAAUUAGAUGUUGGGGGGGGGGGGGGGGGGGGAAGGGGGAUUUUCUUAUUCAGUGGCUACCUCUGUAUUACCAGCUGGAUUACCAACCAUAAAAAAAAUAAAAACCUGAAUUUGAGUUUUAAUCAUGUAGGUAAUUAAAAUGUGAAAUUUUGCUGUUGUAAUACUUUUGGAUUGUUGUUGAAGUCAAAGCUUAUUUCAAAGUUUUAAGUUUAUUUCUUUCAUUCGAUUGAAGAAUGUUUCAAUUAUUAUAUAGGCAUUCAACUUAAUUGCGAAUUUGUAGAAUAUUUCAAGUUCUACAUUUAUUUAAUUGUUCCCACACACUGACUCACACAUAGACACUUACAAAUUUAAAUUAUUAUUUGUGCCAACUCAUUUGAUACAAAAUGACUGAAAACUAGAGACCCUAGUUAAAUGCUAAAGAGUUGUUAUUUAUUUUUUUGUUUUAAAAUAAAAAUAUGUAUUAUUA
Messenger RNA from Biomphalaria glabrata, 2556 nucleotides. RefSeq names its product Bardet-Biedl syndrome 1 protein homolog. Gene Ontology annotation, biological process: non-motile cilium assembly; protein localization to cilium. The record is from RefSeq and is a predicted model, not a curated record. The transcript has 15 exons. Gene Ontology annotation, molecular function: smoothened binding; patched binding. Gene Ontology annotation, cellular component: centrosome; BBSome; axoneme. The coding region runs from base 136 to 1872 and encodes 578 amino acids. Lineage: Eukaryota; Metazoa; Mollusca; Gastropoda; Planorbidae.